Diabrotica balteata is the source of this 324-nucleotide messenger RNA. The record is from the annotation of a GenBank genome assembly. NCBI's taxonomy places the organism in Eukaryota, Metazoa, Arthropoda, Insecta, Coleoptera, Chrysomelidae.
AUGGAUAGCAUUAGUACACACGUUCUUAAGAAUAUUUGGUUGGAUUGCCUACCACCUUCAGUUCGAAGUGUUAUAUCUAUUCUCAAUGGAGACCUAGAAGAACUUGCUAAGAAAGGCGAUAAGUAUAUCCCGUGUUCUAGUUUGCCAGUCAUCGCUGUUACCGAAAACCUCACCUUAGACAAAGCAGUGGCUGCAUUGAGUGACCAAAUUAAUGCUUUAUCCAAAAGAAUAACUGUAUCUGAAGAAGGGCAACAGCUUCAAAUGGUCAAGAGCACCACGUUAUCAUCUGACGAGCAGUGUUACUACCAUCCAUCGAAGAUUUAG